Racocetra persica is the source of this 240-nucleotide messenger RNA. Lineage: Eukaryota; Fungi; Glomeromycota; Glomeromycetes; Diversisporales; Gigasporaceae. The record is from the annotation of a GenBank genome assembly.
AAUAGAAGAAAAAAUAUAAAAGUAAAUAUAAACGAACAUUGGAGCAUGGUGAAUUUGUUAAAAUUCUAUACUGAUAUUGACAAGAAAAAAAUGAGCCAAAGAUCCUUACCAUGCAAAGUCAUUCAAAAAAAACCAAAUAUUGAUUCAUAUCAAGUUGCUUGCCAGUACGGGAUAUUUGAAAAUUGGUAUCCAGCAAGCGAAAUUGAGCUACUUGGGACUUCAGAUUAUCUAUCUUUUAAU